This is a messenger RNA of Phytophthora nicotianae INRA-310, 1881 nucleotides long. RefSeq lists its product as hypothetical. The record is from RefSeq and is a predicted model, not a curated record. Gene Ontology annotation, cellular component: centrosome; Golgi apparatus; intraciliary transport particle B. The transcript has 6 exons. The annotation marks the transcript as partial. Lineage: Eukaryota; Oomycota; Peronosporomycetes; Peronosporales; Peronosporaceae. Gene Ontology annotation, biological process: intraciliary transport; non-motile cilium assembly.
AUGUGUACACUAUCGAACUGGCUAAUAUCACUCUUAGGAGGAGAAGUACCUAGAAACGAUGAUCAGAAUGACGAACCCCCAAUUGUAUCUGCUCAGAAGAUCCUUCUGGCGGCCGAGAAGGCUGGAGUUUUCGCUGUUGCACAACUGAGUGCACCUACAUUGACCAGUGGUGUUGGAAGCGAAGUGUGUGAGCUGCUGGAUGCUCUGACUGCUGCUGCACUGAGUAGUGAGGCGUAUUGUACUACACCGCCAGAAUAUCCGAGAGAGCCCAUUGAAACGUUGGAGUCAUGUGAUGAAUUGGAUGUGACAGACGAUGACGGACAACAAAAUGAAAAUGUUGGAGAGUCAACCACCUCACUGGCUUUUGAGAAUGACGAUGUGUUUUCACGCUGGGUGGUGGUCAAGGAAGAGAAUCAGUAUACAGCAAUGAUCGACGAUAGAGAGAACGCCAUGAUUUAUACCGAUAUUGACCCGGUAGCAUGGGAACUUGAGCGACGACGUAUGCUACCAAAGUUACACGCAGUUCUACAGGAUAAACUCCAGCGACGUCCAGCUGAAAGCUCAUGGCGCGUACGGUUAGAUCUUGUUAAGGCUCAUGCUGAGUUGAUAGUCGCAGGACAGGAAGAUAUGCAGCUUGACAUCGCUCAGAUUCAAGCGACUCGACAGAAGCAGACAGAACAAUUAGAAAGGUACGAGAAGCAGCUGAACAAACGUUUCCUGCGAGCUCGACGGCUGUACGAUGAGAGCACAACACGGUUGGCCAAGUCUCAGGAUCAAAUGCACACCGCUCAGGAGAGUGUGAAUCGAGCUACAUUGGAGAUGGUGAGGCUGCAGGCUGCUCGAUCCGAACUGGCAGAGGCAGUGCAAGAUGCCGAAGAACGACUCACCGACAAUUCGAUGCUUUUAGAGCGAAAGCGACACUCUCCGCCUCACAUUUCUGAGAUUUACAUACUGGAGCUGCCCAUGCCUCCGCGCACGCCAACACCAGCUCAACAAUCUGACUGCGAGUAUGAUGAUACGGGACUGGGCCUGGCGCUGCUGGAACAGGUCGAGCCCUUUCUCACCUUUGAGACCAUCAAAUUCGAGGCAGAAGCGCGUCUUGCAAUGUUCCAGUUCCAUUUUUGCGGUGGCCGCCGCUUUCAGGCCACAAUGAGUUUGGCUGGACCAUUGCAAGACCUUGAGGAUACGCCAGUUGUGCGCAAUGCGCUGCUGCACAUUGGCCUCUGUAUCCUGCCGUGGUUCUGGAUGGGCUACAACUGCAAGUAUAUUCGGAUCGAGGCGGGAUAUCUCAAUUCGGAGCAGGUGCACUUCUGGGAGGAAUUUUACCAGAACGUAUUAAGCGAGUAUCUGUAUUUGCACGGGUUGGAUCGUGAUCGUCUACGCAUUCUCGUAGAUGCAUCAGCUAGUGAUGCUCUUCCAGUGCUUUCAGACAGGAAACUGGAACAGCAAGGCAAGACCAAAGUUCUAGUUCCAUUAGGUGGUGGCAAGGAUUCACUCGUGGUGUAUCAACUGCUAUCGUCGAGUGAAACGCCCUGUGCGUGGCUGCAUGUUGGAGACCGCCCACGGGAGUUUGAACGCAGCUGGAGAUUCAAGAGGAUCAUGAAGAUGACGCAGAACCGUACCGGUGCUUCAGCAUUCCGCUUCGAACACAACAUGGAUGACAAGAUAUGGGAAAGUGAAGUUGCGGGUACGCGAUACCAGCCGGCAGGUCACCCGUGGGCUGCUCUGGUGGCUUUUGACAGCGUACUAGCAGCCAUUUUGGGUGAUUUUACCCAUAUUGCAGUGGGCAAUGAACGUAGCGCCAAUUACGGCAACAACGUUGUCCACGAGGGUCGAGCAGUCAACCACCAGUACGACAAGAGCUUUGACUUUGAGACACGA